This is a messenger RNA of Lithohypha guttulata, 726 nucleotides long. RefSeq lists its product as uncharacterized. Lineage: Eukaryota; Fungi; Ascomycota; Eurotiomycetes; Chaetothyriales; Trichomeriaceae. Gene Ontology annotation, cellular component: nucleus. Bases 1 to 726 code for a protein of 241 amino acids. The record is from RefSeq and is a predicted model, not a curated record. The transcript has a single exon.
AUGGCAACCUCGAACGUGCCCGAACUGGCAGCAGGUAAGCUGCCGGAUCUACCUGAAGCUGGAUUCUACCUGCCCAACUUCAUAACGAAAGAACAAGAAGAAUACAUCCUAUCAGAGAUCGCAAGGUUGCCAGAGGCGAGAUGGGCUGUGCUAACUCACCGACGCUUGUUGUCAUUGCCCUCACAACUGACAGGUCCUGCUAAAGACAAGUUGAUCGACGCGCCUAUGCCGGCCUUCCUCACCAAGAUCAUACUCGACAAGUUCAAAGAGUUGCACAUCUUCGACGACUCUGCGCAUGGUGCACCGAAUCACUGCCUCGUAAAUGAAUACCAACCAGGUCAGGGUAUCAUGCCUCACGAGGACGGUCCCGCCUAUUUCCCGAUUACCGCAACGAUCAGUCUGGCUGCUCAUACAGUGCUGAAUAUUUACAAGAAGAAUGAACAAGGUGAAAGAGAAGCUGCUCCCAUAUGGCGCAUACUGCAAGAGCGUCGAAGCUUGCUCCUCACAACUGGAAGCAUGUACAAGGAUACACUGCACGGUAUAUUUGAUCUAGAGCAAGACACGGACUUACAGUCAGGGUCUAUCGCCAACUGGCAGUUGCUGGGAGACAAAAGCUCUUUUGAGAAUGGCACUGCUAAUAGACAGACUCGUGUCAGUCUCACUUAUCGGGAUGUCUUGAAAGUCGCCAAAAUCGGAUCAGCACUGAAGUUUAUGAGCAAGAAAUAA